Molecule: messenger RNA, 1606 nt
Organism: Parathielavia appendiculata
Lineage: Eukaryota; Fungi; Ascomycota; Sordariomycetes; Sordariales; Chaetomiaceae
Product: DUF1691-domain-containing protein
Exons: 2
Coding region: 145-1179 (344 amino acids)
Biological process (GO): mitochondrion organization; lipid homeostasis
Cellular component (GO): mitochondrial outer membrane
Source: RefSeq, a predicted model, not a curated record
CAACCAACUCCAGUGCUCAGAUGGCCCAGCUCAACAAUUGCACCUUCCCUUAAGGUACUUAAUGAAGCGCACAGCAUCGCAAAAAAGACACUGAUACUUCCCGGUCUAGACUGUGCCAGGCUGGUUGCCCGGCUCUUUCGCAUCAUGGACGAUCAACCAUUACCCUCGGGAGCCUCGCAGGCCACGCACGCGUCCCUGCUCGAGCUGGACCCGGAACCCAUAGAGUCGCCAAAUAUGGAGAAGGACCUCCCUCCGCUGCCGGACCACGCCGACGGCUCACCCUUUGACUCGACACCUUCCCCUAAGGCGCCGUUAACGUCCACCAGCCUCGGCCUAAGCGGCAGCAGCCACGGCGCAAUCUACUACCUAACCCGCAUCCAACGCUACUCGUCCUACACCUUCACCCUCUUCGGUGCCCUGCACCUAGCAACAACCUCGCUCAUCCCCCUCGCCGCCCAGUCCGUGCCCGCCUCCGAAUCCUACCUGCUCCUCGCCCGCGAGAUCUACCAGACCCCGCUCUCAGAACCCCUCCUCGUCGCCCUGCCCGUCGUGGCCCAUGUCGGCGCGGGUGUCGCCCUACGCCUGCUACGAAGAACCCACAACCUGCAACGCUACUACGGCGACAACCACCACCACCACCACUUAACCAAGCCUCUCACCGCCCCGCUCGUGGGGACCGCUCCUCAGGCCAGCGGCGCAUCAUACACCGGCUGGCCGGCAUUCAGCUUCAUCGCCUGCUCAGGCUACGCCUUCACCGCGAUCCUCGCAGCGCACGCCUUCAUGAACCGCGGCCUGCCUUUGCUGGUGGAGGGCGACAGCGCCAACAUCGGACUGGCGUACGUCGCGCACGGGUUCGCGCGGCACCGCGCUGUCUCGUGGCUCGCCUACAGCGUGCUUUUGGCGGCCGGGUGCGGGCACAUGGUGUGGGGGUGGGCCAAGUGGCUUGGGCUGGCGCAGGGCGCGGGCUGGAGGCUGGAGCGGCACACGGGCAAUGCGGUGGUUGACAGGGCCGCGAGGAAGAGGAGGCGGAGGCGGUUGGUGGUCAUUAAUGCCGUUGCGGCGGCGGUCGCAGCGCUGUGGGCCGCUGGAGGGCUCGGGGUUGUUGCGCGGGGAGGGCAGACGCUGGGGUGGGUGGGCAAGUUGUAUGAUGGACUCUAUGACAAGGUGCCGGGCUUUUGAAUGGAUGAAGGGACAGUCGGCUGGUGCACAGUUGUGGGAUGUCCGGUGCUGGUGGGAAAUGCGGUCAGGCCCAGGCUGGUUGGGGAAUGUUCUUCUGGGCAUGGUGAUGGGUUGUUGUCGGGCAAGAAGUGGGGAGUGAGCUUCUAACGGUCCAAGUGUUUGCGGCAUCGCGGGAUCAUUGCAUAGCGAUCUGGCUGAUAGACAGCGGAUAGAGUUGGUCAUGUUCACAGUACCUGAUAUCUGGGCUAGGGUCAGGGGCUUCAGUCCUCCAAGCCUCCAAGUUGACUUCACAUGUCAGAAUGUGCUAGGAGUCCAGCAUCAUGUCAGUCGACACGAGCUUGGCAACCCUGAACUACCCAAGGGAUGGAAGUUCCUUCAUUCCACGCUUGAUUACAACACUUAGCCUUUGUUGACAUUGGAGGACGAU